CGCAGCCAAUCAGCGCGGAGCGCGGGCACAGGCGGGAGCCCCGCGCGCGCGCGGGCCGGGCUGGGGCAGCGGAGGGAGCGGCGGCGCCAUGUUGUGUGUUGCCUGUGUACGAGGCAAGAAGGAAUAACAUGUCAACGCUUGAAUAACAAGAAAGAAUAACGUGUCAAGAAUAACAAUGCAAAGCUCCAAGAUGAGUGGUAAAGCAACACAAAAAACCUCCGUUUUUGAGGUAUGAAGUACAAACAGAAACCUUGUAUUACCGUACAGAAAAAGGGGAAACUGAAUGAUACAAGGAAAGAUAUAUGCAAAAAACAUGACACUUUGAUUAACCACUAGAUUUGCUUGUGAAUAGUCUGAAGAACCAAGUUCUGUAGAUGCCAAGGAGGAACUCUUGGAUGAAUGUGAGAGUAUCUGGGAGCAGAUGGAAGAGUGUCAGAGCAAGCUAACACUUAUAAGAGCAGAACCACUGGCAGAAUCAGAUGCCAAACUUUCCUUGUUAAUGAUGCGAAUGAAAGCUUUAACAGCGGAGUUUACUCAAUGGCAGAAAAGAAGUCCUGAAAUAAUUUCGACUAAUCCAGAGGUACUGCUAACAUUAGGAAAAGAAGAGUUGCAGAAAGUAAAGAAAGAUCUUGAAAUGGUGCUGUCAACAGUUCAGUCAAGGAAUGAAAAACUGAAAGAAGAUUUGGAAAGAGAACAGCAGUGGCAUGACGAACAGGAGAAGAUACUAGAUGCUCUUAAAGAAAUUGAAAAAAAGAUGGAAAAUGAAGUUGUAUCACAUUCCAAAAAAAGAGCAUUCCGAGAACUGAAAGAUGAAAUCUUGAAAGUAAAGGCAUAUAAGGAAGAACUCUUGAAUGCUUUGGGUGAGUUCCUAGAAGAACAUUUUCCCCUUCCGGAGGAAGAUGGAAGAGCUAAAAAGAAAAAAAAGAAAAAGUCUGAAGAGUCAGCUACACAACUGAUAACACUGCAUGAAAUUUUAGAGACCCUUAUAAAUAAAUUAUUGAGGACACCGCAUGAACCCUAUGUAACAAUCAACGACUCAUUUUGGCCACCUUAUAUUGAGCUGCUUCUGCGAUGUGGAAUUGCCCUGAGACAUCCAGAAGAUCCAGACAGGAUACGCCUAGAAGCCUUUCACCAAUAGUGUGAAGAUUUCUUUUCUUUAAAACAGAGCAAAGCACCAGUCCUCUUCUUGGGAAGACAUACUUAUGUUUUAUGAUGAAUGUAUGUGUUUGUAUCAGCAACUUGAUCAGUAAAGAACUUAGUAAUCUGUUUAACUUAAAAGUCAUAUUUUGUAUGUGACUAUUCUGUGCUUUUUAACUCUUCUCAAUUUCAUUUGGUAUUUCUAUGCAGUCUGUAGAGUGAAGAUCUGAAGUAGCUUGACUCCUUUAUGAACAAUAUGUUGUUUCCUAGAGGCUUUGCAAAUAAAUAUAUUGCUCUUAAGAUAUACACUGUGGAAAGUUGACACAUCUUUCUGUGCAAAGGGCUGAUGAUGUUGAGCAUUUAACUCCACAACUGCGUAUUUCCUUAACUGCCUCUUUUUGGGUUAUGCUGUGUCUCAGAGAUGUGAAACCUAAAUAGAAAGGGCAGACCUGUACAGUGGAUUAAAAUCAACCACUGAGUAUCAAA
Molecule: messenger RNA, 1623 nt
Organism: Cygnus olor (mute swan)
Lineage: Eukaryota; Metazoa; Chordata; Aves; Anseriformes; Anatidae
Gene: CENPK
Product: centromere protein K
Exons: 11
Coding region: 422-1138 (238 amino acids)
Biological process (GO): kinetochore assembly; mitotic sister chromatid segregation
Cellular component (GO): nucleus
Source: RefSeq, a predicted model, not a curated record